Molecule: messenger RNA, 883 nt
Organism: Chenopodium quinoa (quinoa)
Lineage: Eukaryota; Viridiplantae; Streptophyta; Magnoliopsida; Caryophyllales; Amaranthaceae
Product: heavy metal-associated isoprenylated plant protein 39-like
Exons: 3
Coding region: 340-762 (140 amino acids)
Molecular function (GO): metal ion binding
Source: RefSeq, a predicted model, not a curated record
CAACUAUUAUGAAACGAACAUAAAAGAAAAGUGUUACGAUUAUUACAAAACGGAAGGAUUAACCAAAAUAAAAAAAAUUAAAUUCGAGUGGCGACCCCUUUGUAUUACCUUGUAGUCCAAGGAAAUUGUUUAGAGUUUUCCCUUCGUUGAAAAUUCAAGGACAUCAUCUUAUAAGUUACAAGUUCUCUCACUUUCUCUCUCACCACAAUUUGUGUUAAAUUAUACAAUUGUGUCUAUUUAUAAUUAGUCAUGUAUUCUUGUGAUAUCACCUUAAUUUCUUUUAUAUUUGUUAGCUAGUCAAACUGUGAUCUUAUUUGCAGAAGCAAGUCAAGCAACGCUAUGGAAAUCAAGAAAGUGGUGAUGAAGUUGGACAUCCAUGAUGAGAAAGACAAGCAAAAGGCCUUGAAAGCAGUCUCUUCACUUACAGGGAUUAAUUCAGUGGAAGUAGACUUGAAGGAAAGUAAAAUGACAGUGAUAGGAGAUGCUGAUCCAGUUGACGUGGUAAACAAGUUAAAGAAACCCUGGAAAGCACAGAUUGUAACAGUGGGGCCCCCCAAAGAGGAGAAAAAGGAUGAUAAAAAGGAUGAUAAAAAGGAUGACAAAAAGGAUGACAAAAAAGAUGAUAAAGAGAAGAAGGAGAAGGAAGAGAAAGAGAAACAAAUUGCAGAGCUUCUUAGACUUUACAGAUUACAUAACCCUCCUGUUUACUAUUGUUAUCAAACUAUAGAAGAUAAUAAUCCUAAUACUUGUGUAAUACUGUAAUUUGCUAAUUAUGUGGAUAUAGUUUCCAAUACUGAACUGUUAUUCGUCGUUCGCAAAUUAAUGGGUGACGUUCACAUUUUUAAUUGAAAUGACAUUUUUGCCCUCGUGGGUAUUUUAUCUA